AUGUUAUCAUACCUUGUGACACAUUUUAGCGACUUUCAACUGGCGUGCAUUGGGAGUUUUCUCCUCCAUGAAAGCGUGUUUUUCUUAUCUGGACUCCCUUUCAUUUAUCUAGAAAGGGCAGGCUUUCUCAGCAAGUACAAAAUUCAGACAAAAAACAACACACCUGCAGCCCAAGGAAAAUGUAUUAUUCGCCUGCUGCUUUAUCAUUUCUGCGUAAACUUGCCCCUGAUGUUGGCCUCCUAUCCUGUCUUCAGAGCCAUGGGAAUGCGAAGCAGUUUUCCUCUGCCAUAUGCCACGCCAUUUGGUUUGACAUCAGAAUAUGCUCACCCCGCUGAGAUUCUUUUCCUGGGAUUUGCUACCAUAGUCGGUCCAGCUCUCACCGGCCCCCACCUGAUUACUCUCUGGCUAUGGAUGGUACUGAGAGUGCUUGAGACAGUUGAGGCUCACUGUGGUUAUCAUUUCCCAUGGAGCCUCUCAAAUUUUCUUCCCCUGUAUGGAGGUGCUGACUUCCAUGACUACCAUCACCGCCUCCUCUAUACAAAGUCGGGGAACUACUCUUCAACUUUUGUGUAUAUGGACUGGAUCUUUGGUACUGACAAGGGCUACAGAAGACUGAAGAGCCUUAAAGAAAACGGUGAUACGAAACAAACGUGA
Molecule: messenger RNA, 654 nt
Organism: Thlaspi arvense
Lineage: Eukaryota; Viridiplantae; Streptophyta; Magnoliopsida; Brassicales; Brassicaceae
Source: the annotation of a GenBank genome assembly